GAUCCUUCCCUAAAUGUGGGCAGGUGAGGCCGGGCAGUGAGAGGCAGCAUGGACUCGGAGGUGCUGAACAUGUUUGUCAUCGCCGGUGGCACCCUGGCCAUCCCCAUCCUGGCCUUUGUGGCCUCCUUCCUCCUCUGGCCCUCAGCGCUCAUCCGCAUCUACUACUGGUACUGGCGCCGAGCCUUGGGUAUGCAGGUUAGAUAUGCAAACUACGAUGACUAUCAGUUUUGUUAUUCCUAUAGAGGAAGACCUGGAUACCGACCAUCCAUCCUGAUGUUACAUGGGUUCUCAGCCCACAAAGACAUGUGGCUGUCCAUAGUCAAGUUCCUGCCAAAGAACCUGCACUUGGUGUGCGUUGACAUGCCUGGGCACGAGGGCACGACCCGCUCGGCCUUGGACGAUUACUCCAUUAGUGGGCAAGCUAAGAGAAUACACCAGUUCGUGGAGUGCAUCAAGCUGAACAGAAGGCCCUUUCAUCUGGUUGGCACUUCCAUGGGGGGAAACGUUGCUGGUGUCUAUGCUGCUCAGUACCCAGAAGACAUUUGCAGCCUGACACUCAUCUGUCCCGCAGGCCUGCCAAGUACCACUGACAGCAAGUUCAUUAAGCAGCUGCGGGAGCUGCAAGAGUCUGAACGCAUCGACAGGAUCCCUUUAAUUCCCUCGACGCCCGAGGAGAUGGCGGAUAUGCUGAAGCUUUGCUCCUACAUUCGCUUCAAGGUGCCGCAGCAG
Messenger RNA from Antrostomus carolinensis (chuck-will's-widow), 729 nucleotides. RefSeq names its product abhydrolase domain containing 6, acylglycerol lipase (gene ABHD6). The transcript has 5 exons. The record is from RefSeq and is a predicted model, not a curated record. Gene Ontology annotation, biological process: acylglycerol catabolic process. NCBI's taxonomy places the organism in Eukaryota, Metazoa, Chordata, Aves, Caprimulgiformes, Caprimulgidae. The annotation marks the transcript as partial. Gene Ontology annotation, cellular component: membrane; AMPA glutamate receptor complex. Gene Ontology annotation, molecular function: monoacylglycerol lipase activity.